Messenger RNA from Elaeis guineensis (African oil palm), 2276 nucleotides. The record is from RefSeq and is a predicted model, not a curated record. Lineage: Eukaryota; Viridiplantae; Streptophyta; Magnoliopsida; Arecales; Arecaceae.
UUUGAGAGUAUUUUCUGUUGCCGCGGUUGUAGGGAUAUGUAUUCUUCUUCCUGUAAAUUAUUUGGGGGACCAGCUUCGUGAUAUUGACUUUUCUGAUCUUCCAAACAAGUCCUUGGAUUUAUUCAGUAUUUCGAAUGUAAAGGAUGGCUCGAAUAGGUUAUGGUUUCACUUUUCUGCUGCAUAUCUCAUCACUGGAGUUGUAUGUUUCCUGCUAUAUUUUGAGUAUAAGUAUAUCUCUGAGAAGAGGCUAGCCUACUUUAGUGCAUCUAAACCUCAAGCACAUCACUUUACUGUUCUUGUUCGUGAUAUCCCUACACACGAAGGGGGUUCUCUCAGUGAUGCUGUUGAAAGAUUUUUCGCAGAGUAUUAUCCAUCAACCUACUUGUCGCAUGUUGUGGUUCAUCGAACAAACAAGCUACGGGGUCUUAUUACUGAUGCCGAGAAUCUAUAUAGGAGACUCGCCCACCUAAAGUCAAGACCGGUUACUUCACAAAAUAAUCGUCAUGGUAGCUUCCUAGGAUUGUUUGGGAAAAAUGUUGAUCUUGCAGGUCAUUAUGCAAAGAAAUUGGAGGAUCUUGAAGAGAAUGUGAGAAUAAAGCAGACGGAUAUUUCUAUGGCAGGCGAGGAAGUUCCUGCUGCUUUUGUAUGCUUCAAAUCUCGGUAUGGUGCUGCAACAGCUGUCCACAUCCGACAAUCAAUCAAACCUACAGAGUGGGUAACAGAGGAAGCUCCUGAACCUCAUGAUGUAUACUGGCCUUUCUUCUCUACAUCAUUCAUGCAGAGAUGGAUAUCUAAGGUGGUGGUCCUGGUAGCAUCUGUUCUCCUUAUUGUCGUCUUCCUCAUUAUUGUUGCAUUUGUUCAAGGAUUGACAUAUUUGGAUCAGUUAGAGAUAUGGUUUCCUUUCCUGAAGAAAAUACUGACAGUAACUGUCGUAAGUCAAGUAAUUACUGGAUAUCUUCCCAGUCUUAUUCUUCAUUUUCUUUCAUCUUAUGUGCCUUCCAUCAUGAAGCUUUUCUCCACCAUGCAAGGAUACAUUGCCCAAAGUCAGAUUGAGAGAAGUGCAUGUUAUAAAAUGCUUUUGUUUACCAUAUGGAUCCUUUUCUUUGCAAAUGUGCUUACUGGUUCAGUUACAAGUCAACUCCAGAUGAUACUUGAUCCAAAGAAUAUUCCUUCAAGGCUAGCUGUCGUCGUGCCAGCACAGGCCUCUUUCUUCAUUGCCUAUGUGGUGACAUCAUGGACUAGUCUAUCAUCAGAACUCACUCGCAUGAUCCUUCUAAUUGUUGAUCUGAUAACCAGGAAUUGUUCAAGAUGCAAAUCUGAUGAAGUGCAGAUACCAUCUAUCCCAUACCAUAGUGAAAUACCUAGACUUCUUGUAUUUGGGCUGCUUGGACUAGUGUAUUUUAUAUUAACACCAUUAAUUCUACCAUUCUUAUUGGUUUUCUUUUGCGUUGGAUACAUAAUCUAUCGAAAUCAGCUAUUAAAUGUUUACUUGCCUAAGUAUGAGACUGGGGGAAGGUUUUGGCCGAUUGUGCACAACUCAACAAUAUUCUCUCUUAUACUUAUGCACAUAAUUGUGAUUGGAAUCUUUGGACUUAAGCAGCUUCCUCUUGCAUCGAGCUUAAUUCUGCCGCUUCCUGUGCUUACACUUCUGUUCAAUGACUAUUGUCGGAAACGCUUUCUACCCAUUUUCCAAGCUUAUUCUGCUGAGACUUUGAUAAAGAAAGACCGAGAAGAUCAGAAUGAUCCAGCAAAAAUGGCCGAGUUCUUUGACAAACUGGUCACUGCAUAUCGUGACCCAGCUCUGAUGCCAAUCAACCACUCUCAGAACUCAAAUGAGCACACCUCUCCGCUUCUUUUCUCCGCCGAAGGUUGACAUCUUCUGCUAACAAAUCACAUUAUAUCUGCUAGGAUCGAAAUGGUGCUGAAACAUAAAAGAGGGUCAAAUCAAGCUACGAGGGAAUGUGGUCUUCUGAAUACAUUUUACAUCCAUUGCAGUUUUAUAUAGAUAUGGAUUUCUAGACGCAUGUUACUUGAUUGCGUCAGGGAGCAAGCGUUUCAUCUACAAACCUUUUGUGAAAUGUUGUAGUUUUAUGGAGAUGAUUGUGGUGCAUCUCUCAUGCAAACAUUUAAUGUACAUAUGCACCUUGCUGUUUAUUUGGUCUUGAGAUGCAACUGUGUCAUUCGAUUCAUUUCAGACAUGACCAUGCUGUUGAUUUGAUCGGUGGAGCUCCAUCUUGUGCUAUGUAAUCAUAAUGGCUAUCUGCUAUUAUUUUCCU